Molecule: messenger RNA, 939 nt
Organism: Hibiscus syriacus
Lineage: Eukaryota; Viridiplantae; Streptophyta; Magnoliopsida; Malvales; Malvaceae
Product: GDSL esterase/lipase At4g10955-like
Exons: 2
Coding region: 69-830 (253 amino acids)
Biological process (GO): lipid metabolic process
Source: RefSeq, a predicted model, not a curated record
AAAACAAAUUUCACUUCUCUUCAUCUCAUCUUUGUUGACAAGAAAGCUCAACAGUUUCCAGUGUUACAAUGGGAUCUGAAAGUGAAGAUUUUAGCCGCUGGGGACCCAAACACCUUAGCAGCGUUGACUGGCACAACGCCGACCAUCGAAGGUGCGUAUCAGCCUGCUUGGUUAAAUGUGCUUACAUACUGGAAAGUGAUCGACAAGAGAAACGUCAAGGUUCUCAAUGCCUUGCGCCACCAUGGUGGGAGGCUUUCAGCUUCAAAUUGAUUUAUCAGCUAAUCGAUGAGGAUGAUAACAGCAUCUUCGGCGCCAUUUACCAAUACAAUCCUCCGACUUAUACCUAUCAUCGUUCCAUCGAUGGAAGCCCUCAAUUUGUAUUUGCCUUUCGAGCCACUUUAAAGAAAGAAGGAUCAAUUUUUAGGGAUCUCGACUUGGAUUUCAAUGUAAUCCGAAAUGGACUUCAUGAGAGUAGUCGUUUUAAGAUGGCCAUGAAAGCUGUUCAAGCUGUGGCCCCAGUGUUUGGUUCUUCAAAUGUCUGGUUAGCCGGCCAUUCCCUAGGGGCAGCCAUUACAAUGCUUGCUGGAAAAAAUAUGGCGAAGAGAGGCAGUUUCUUGGAAGCUUUUUUGUUUAAUCCCCCAUUUGUGUCUCCUCCGAUUGAGAGAGUCGUCAAAGAUGAGAGAGUGAGGCAUGGACUUCGAUUUGCAGGAACUUUAAUCAAAGCCGGCCUUGCAUUUGCUGCUGCAAGUGAUAACCACAACAAUUCAAAGGGUAUUGAGGAUUCAUUUGCUGUAAUAUCUGGGUGGAUUCCGUGUCUAUUUGUGAAUUAACUUGAUCCCAUAUGUUCUGAAUAUAUCGGUUAUUUCGAGCAUAGGAGAAAGCUUGAAGACAUGGGAGCAGGGCGACUUGCAAGGCUAACAAGCCAGAAUUCACUGGGAA